AUAUGGAAACAAAUUAGAGCCAACCAGCCAACCAACGACGUCGUUUACUGUCUGGUUUAUACCCUUUCUUCUUGGCCUCUUGGGGUUUUAGCACUUUGGGUAGCCUAGGCUUUCUUCUCUUCCGUCACUACCGCCUCCAAAACAAUAGAUACACCACAAUGGUCUUAUCAAACAAGAAGCUCAAGCAAAAAAUCAGAGCCCAAUUAACAGAUUCAUUCAUCUCAUCAUCCCAAAACGCCAAACAAUCAUUCAAAUCACUUCUUGACUCACUCACCCAGAAACCCAGAUUGUCAAAACGAGAUAAACGCAGAGUCAUAACUUCUACUGAUGCUCAAACUGAAAACAAAGAGAAUCAAGAAAAUGGGUCGGGCUUAGAAGCUGAAAAGAAGGUGAAGAAGAGGAAGAGAGGUGAAAAAUUGGGUCUUGAUGGGGUGGAAAAUCAAGAAAAUGGGGUGGGCUUAGAGGGUGGGAAAGUGGAGAAGAAGAGGAAGAGAGAUGGGAAAGUGGGUCUUGAUGGGAUAGAGAAAAAGGGGAUUGAUGGGUUGGAAAAUGGUGUGAAAGAGGAGAAAGUGAAGGGGAAGAUGAAGAAGAAAAAGAAGAAGAAGGGUAAAGGGAAGAAGAAGAGUGAGGGGGUUGGGGUUGAGAAGAAGGUUGUGGAGGUUGCGAAGGCGGAAGAUCGGGUUGCUGAGGUGAUUAAGGUCACUGAUAGUCAAGAAAAUUCAGAUGUUUCUACCAAAGUUUAUGUUGGAGGCAUUCCGUACUACUCGACCGAGGAGGAUAUACGUAGUUUCUUUGAAAGUUGUGGCACCAUUACUGAAGUUGAUUGUAUGAGGUUUCCUGAUACUGGAAAGUUUAGGGGGAUUGCUUUCAUCAGUUUCAAGACUGAAGCAGCAGCAAAAAGAGCUUUGGCUCUUGAUGGGGCUGACAUGGGUGGACUUUUUCUCAAAAUUCAGCCUUGCAAGACAACUAUAGAGAAAAAAGUUUCUGAUUUCUCGCCUGCAAUUGUGGAGGGUUACAAUAGGAUAUAUGUUGGUAAUUUAUCAUGGGAUAUAACUGAGGAAGAUUUGAAAAGUUUUUUCGCCGACUUCAAAGUGUCAUCUAUUCGAUUUGGUGAAGACAAGGAAACAAAAGAAUUCCGAGGUUACGCCCAUGUGGAUUUUAGUGAUAGCCUCUAUGUAACCAUGGCACUAAAGUUGGAUCAGAAGAUUCUUUGUGGAAGACCUGUAAGAAUAAGAUGCGCAGUUCCUGCAAAGAAGGCAGAUCCCAAUGCUAAAGUUAUUCCAACUAGUAGGAUUGUAGAAAAUGUGGAAGUAAAAUCUGAUAAUAUGGAUACAAGUGCUGUCAGUGGUAAGCUAAAGCGGAGAACAUGCUACGAGUGUGGUGAAAAAGGUCAUCUUACUGCUUCUUGUCCAAAGAAACAAGCUGCUGAUCCAAUCCAAUCUCUGCCAACCAGUAUUGAAGUGAAUACUGAUAAUGUUGACACAAGUACUGUUAGCGGAAAGAUAAGGAGGAGAACAUGCUAUGAGUGCGGGGAGAAAGGUCAUCUUACUUCAUCUUGUCCAAAGAAACUAGCUGCUGAUGCAGUCCAAUCUCUGUCAACCAGUAAAUAUGAUGAUAAUGUUAAAGCAAGUACUGCUAAUGCUGAGGUCAUUCCUGAUAAUGUUGAAAUAAUUACUGUCCCCAGGAAGAUAGCGCAGACAUGCUAUGAAUGUGGUGAAAAGGGCCAUCUUUCUUCUUCUUGUCCUAAUAAACAAUAUGCUGAUCCAACAAUAUAUAUACCAACCAAUAUGAAUGUUGAUACUGUUGGGGCAUAUUCUGAUAAUAAUGAGGUAGGUCCUGUCAGCGGGAAGAUAAGGAGGAGGACAUGCUACGAGUGCGGGGAAAAGGGCCAUCUAAGUUCUCAGUGCCCGAAUAAGCAACCUGCCGACUUUAUGAAAUCUGUGCCAGAUAAUAAUAAUGCCUAUAAUGCUGAAGCAACUACUCGUGAUGCCCUGAUCAAAAGAAAUAUUGCUGAAGUGAGUUCUUACAGUGCCCCUGUUGAAAGAGCUAAUGUUGAGGUUAAAAACGUUAGCGCUGGGGCUAAUAAUAAUGUUAGUGCUGAUGCAACUCCUGUUAGCGGGAAGAUAAGGCGUAGAACAUGCUAUGAGUGUGGUGAGAAGGGUCACCUUUCUUCAGCUUGUCCGAAGAAACAAUCUACUGAUUCAAUGGUUGCCACCGCUAGUUAAUUACGCAGACCCUUUGUUGUCCAUUUAAAACAAGGUGAUAUCGUAUUAUUUCUGUCUUAAUUCAUUUGAUAUCUUCUAGAAAUAUAAACUGCCCUGCAUUGGGUUUUACCAUGUGCCCAAUUUUUCGGAUACUACACGAGACUUUUUUGGCCAGUGAUUUAUAUUUUGGAAGAAUUAUUUCAAUUAUUGAUACUUCGUUGCUGAACUUGUUGAAUAUCCUGGAAGAUGCUGAUCAUGAUUUGUCGGAUUCAUGAUCCGGAAAGACUUUCAUGAUGCGUCUUGACUCUUGAGGAAGGAAAAAGCAUGCUCAGAACGCCAUAACAUAUCUGAGCACUCUGCGAGGUGUGCCUUUUGGGCAUGUUGCUUUUCACUUUGUACUAGGUGUAGAAUAUAGGUAUAGCUGCAUAUGAAAUUUGCAUUGUAACAUUUUGAAAUUUUCUACAUACUUUUUAUUUUCAUAGUUUUGUGAUAUUUAAAUAUUGAGUUUUUUGGAAUUCUAUAUGAUAGGAAUUUUAAUUA
Daucus carota subsp. sativus is the source of this 2744-nucleotide messenger RNA. RefSeq names its product phragmoplastin interacting protein 1. Bases 159 to 2225 code for a protein of 688 amino acids. The record is from RefSeq and is a predicted model, not a curated record. Gene Ontology annotation, molecular function: RNA binding; zinc ion binding. Gene Ontology annotation, cellular component: nucleolus. The transcript is spliced from 4 exons. Lineage: Eukaryota; Viridiplantae; Streptophyta; Magnoliopsida; Apiales; Apiaceae.